AUGAAUGAUGCAUACUCAAUCAAUGCAUUCACAGACGACAGUGAUCAAUCAAUGACUUAUGAUGACUGUGACUCUGCGAUCACUACAAACUCAUUCCCAAGAACAUUUCAUUCAUUGACAUUUGGUUCAUACUUCAACUUGAUCAUACCGCCCUGCACACUACCAUCAACUCUCACAUCACUGACCUUUGGUGAUCGCUUUGAUCAAAUACUCGAGCAACAUACUCUACCGGACUCUCUACGUAUCCUUCAGCUGGGAUAUCGUUUCAACCAAGUAAUCACACAUCAUACUCUACCAUCUUCUCUCAAACAUCUCACAUUUGGAAAGAUGUUCAAUCAACGUUUGGAGCCCAACGUACUUCCAGCAUCAAUACUCAUUCUUACAUUUGGCAAGAUGUUCAACCAACCAAUCAAUGAUGGUGUCCUCCCUCUUUCUCUAAAGAGUCUCAGACUUGGCUCUGAGUUUGACCAAGUAUUGGACAGGACAACACUACCAAACACACUCACCAAUCUAUCGAUAGGUACAAAGAUUGCCCAUGGUUUAUUACCUGAUACUAUUAAGGAUCUCUCAUUCGUUGGAUUCAUUGAUGAGAAAGAAGAUAUCACACCUCGAUCAUUACCUUUGUCAUUGACGGCACUUGAGUUAAAGAAUGAAUCCACGUUUGAUCGACCAUUCUUGUGUGGUGCACUUCCAAGACAACUCAAGAAACUAAUCAUCAAUGACUCAUUCAAUCAUCCAAUCACACCUGGUUCUCUACCCGACUCAUUGGUCUAUUUGGAAUUCAAUUAUAACUCUGGAUUUAUACAUCAGUUUCCAGAUGGUGCACUACCACAAGGUCUGACUACUCUCAAACUAGGCUAUCAUUACAACUUGCCAAACCAUCAUGGCACACUCCCUGAAUCACUUCAAGUAUUGUCAUUCGGAUCUCUCUUUAAUCAAGUCCUCGAGCCUGGAUCAUUGCCAUCGUCACUCACAUCCCUCUCGCUGGGCCUAUCUUAUGACCAACACAUAGUGGCGGGAGUACUACCCGAGUCACUUACAAGUCUGGUCACUGGACACAGUCUGGGAAGUGACAAUCGAGAUAUAGUAUUUCCAAGUAAUAUCAAGAAGUUGAUUCUUGGAUCGAACCCAAAUAUAUGGCUACUUGAUGCACUUUUAUACAAGCCUGAGAUGGUUCAUAUCUGUUUCAUGGACAAGAUUGUGCUCCAAGAUAAUUGCAAAGUCAUGAAGUCUUGCAUGGUACCAAUGAUGAAUUUGUACGUUCAAGUCUUUAUUGGAGAAGAUGACAUUAAUCAAUUGGUCCAAUGUUAUCGUGUGCUGGCCAUGGUAUUCCCAAAUGUACAGACCUAUAUCCUGGAGAUAGGCAUGAACAACGUUGAAGGUAUCUUCAGAAGUAUUGACAAGACCAACACAGUGUUCAAGACAAGCAUUGGCAAUAAGAUAUACUUUAUUGACAAUAACUAC
Messenger RNA from Acytostelium subglobosum LB1, 1464 nucleotides. RefSeq lists its product as hypothetical. NCBI's taxonomy places the organism in Eukaryota, Evosea, Eumycetozoa, Acytosteliales, Acytosteliaceae. The annotation marks the transcript as partial. The transcript has a single exon. The record is from RefSeq and is a predicted model, not a curated record.